This is a messenger RNA of Vitis vinifera (wine grape), 1948 nucleotides long. Its product is annotated as protein COFACTOR ASSEMBLY OF COMPLEX C SUBUNIT B CCB4, chloroplastic. The record is from RefSeq and is a predicted model, not a curated record. Gene Ontology annotation, cellular component: chloroplast. Bases 706 to 1581 code for a protein of 291 amino acids. Gene Ontology annotation, biological process: cytochrome b6f complex assembly. The transcript is spliced from 8 exons. NCBI's taxonomy places the organism in Eukaryota, Viridiplantae, Streptophyta, Magnoliopsida, Vitales, Vitaceae.
UUCAGGUCGACCUACAAAGGCAAGGGUCAUAGUACUUACUCCCUCUCUUCUUCCAAGGCCAUUUUCCUUAAUUUGGACUUGGGAAGCUCUGCCGGAUUUAUCUAUUUUCUCUUUCCGGGAACAGAAAAAUCUAUGCGAUUUAAGAUUGCAGUAUCAUUCUUUCACUUGAACUACAUAGCUCAAGACCGUGGAUGCUGAACUGUGACUAAUAAAAAUCCCAAAUAAACAUGUCACAAUUGUGAAACAAUAGAGCAUGUUUGAGGAUUUGUGUAGUGUUUGGGAGUUUUGGGACAGUCUGGAACUCCUUCCAAGCUUCUUUACGAGGGCUUCAUCCCCUGUGACCAAUAAAUAAAUUUGGAUGUUUUCUUUUCUUUCUCAGGCAUCCAUUUCAAAUAGCCAGCCUUCUUGUUUUCAACUGCUACAUUCCCAUUUAUAUGUAUGUAUGGGGACUGGGGACGGAGGGAUAAAUUUAAGCGUUAAAUUUGUGAAAUGUUGGAAAUUGAAGGUUGGUGAAUUGGGACCAAUUUUAUUUGAACUAGGCCUCAUAAACCGAAAGCUCACUUCUUGACAAGGGCAGAUCCCAGUGGCUCCUACUGCUUCUCCACUUCAAGCUCUAAUACAGCGGAGCGCACCUCAUUCUCAUCCACCAAGUUAUCCAAAUACAAAUAAUACGUGUCCGUAGAAGGACAAAAGACAAUUCGAUUGAUGGAAGCGGGAAGGCUUCUCCGUACACCCAUUCCAUGGAGGCCCAAGCUCGCUCCCUCUCCUCCCACUUUCCCGCGCUUUGUUAGGGCUUCUUCAAAAUCACAGGGACGUUACCGGGGACCUAAGCCAAGGAGGGAUUGGCUUGCCGAUUGGGUCUCCAACAACGACGACACUGUCCGGAGCUUGCCGAUCUACGUUGGAGGAGUCUCUCUGUUGUCUGUUCUCUUUAACCGCACCAUUUCGGGCAUUGCUCCUGUUGCUGAUGCCAGCAGUUCACAGUCAAGAGCAGAUCUAUUAACACUUGGUUUGGCUGUUACCAAUAUUCUAGCUGGUCUGGUAUGGCUGUCAAUUCGGCCAAAAUCUAUAUCUGUGGUAAAUCCUCAAGGUGUGGAGUCUAGGAGGAUAUAUCCUAACAUUGCUGCUUCACUGGUUUCUGAGCUACUUUGGGUAUGGGAAUCUCUUUCUGUUGUGACAUGCUGCCGGUCUCUAGUUAUUCUUUAUGAUAGUAUUUGUAUCUUGCAAAUUGGCAUGGCUGCUGAAUCUUCCGCUGGUGAUGGCGAAGCAAUGGCUGUGGAUGCCACUAAAUUGAUGCAAGGGUCACUCUAUCAAGGUGUUAUGAAGUCUGGAGCACAGAGCUACUUGGCCAACCUAUCUCUUUAUCCUGGGAAGUCUGAGCUGCCCUUUCUGCCUUCAAAUACACAGGCGGUUAUUUUGCAGCCAAUUGGAGACAAAGGAAUUAUAAUAAUUGGUGGUGACACAAUUAGGGGUUUCACAGCUUCUGACCAGGCAUGGAUAACAUUAAUUGGAGAGAAAGUGGAUGCUUCACUUUCAAAAUAUGUAAAUAACCUCCCAGUGGCAGUGCAAGACAGGGUGUGAAACUUAUCGAACUGUGAGUUCCUGGGUAACUGUAUAAAUUACACUUUUUGUAGCCUGCAAUCCAGGGGUGUGUGUGUGUAUGUAUGUGUAUAGGCAGUGCAAGACAGUUUGAAAUUUAUCAAACUGUGAGUUCAUGUUUUCAUGCAUGCAUAACCUCCUUGGUGGCCUUAAUCAAGGCUAUAUAUAUAUAAGAGAAAGAGAGAGAGAGAGAGAGAGAGAGGGAGGGAGAGAGAAUUCAUGCUUUUAUGAGUUCAUAAUGAGAUUUUUAUUGGCUGCCAGAAAUUCUGUAUCCUGAAUAUUUCAAGUGCUUUCAGAUGGUAGGCGCACAUUCUACUUUGCUAUGCAUUUUAUCUCACUUUCAUGUGAA